Molecule: messenger RNA, 1461 nt
Organism: Pectinophora gossypiella (pink bollworm)
Lineage: Eukaryota; Metazoa; Arthropoda; Insecta; Lepidoptera; Gelechiidae
Gene: Cchl
Product: holocytochrome c-type synthase
Exons: 4
Coding region: 257-1021 (254 amino acids)
Biological process (GO): cytochrome c-heme linkage
Cellular component (GO): mitochondrion
Molecular function (GO): holocytochrome-c synthase activity
Source: RefSeq, a predicted model, not a curated record
AGGAAAAAAAAAAAACCUACUGCCCCCUUGACGUUUUUGAUCACAUUUCAUUCAGUAGAAAAAAUCUGUAAAAUAAAAAUAUCUACCUACGCGUUUUAUCAAUUUUCCGUUACGAAAUUAUAGUAAAUAGCAUUAUACUGUUGUGUUGUGUAUAUUAUAGUGAAAAGCUUCUGAUCUCCGCCUUGAUAACGGGAAAUAUGUCUUUAUAACCUGUAUACGCCUUACGUAAGAGGAACGUACAUUUUGUUAAACAGAAAUGGGUAAUAAAGUAUCAGCCGAGGCCAGCAUGCCUGGGAGCAAUAUCAACCCUCCAUCAGAAUGUCCAAUGCACAACAAAGCUGCAAAUGCUGGAGGUGACACCAAGCCACGUCCUUCAGAGUGCCCUGUACAGCAUGAUGGGAAUGAUGUCAACCCCUAUAAUAUGAUGCCCCCAGCAAACCAACAGCCUGCCCCUGACCAGCCUUUCUUGUUGCCCACCAACCGCCAAGUAUCCUCGAUUCCUCGUGCUAUGCCUGAUGGAACUACUGAGUUCUGGGUGUACCCUAGCCAGCAAAUGUUUUGGAAUGCCAUGCUUCGCAAGGGGUGGCGUUGGAAGGAUGAAGAUAUAAAACAAAAAGACAUGGAUGAUAUAAUCAAAAUACACAAUGCCAACAAUGAACAGGCUUGGCAGGAGGUGUUGAAAUGGGAAGCUUUGCAUGCAAAGGAAUGUGGACAUCCUAGGCUGAAGAGUUUUGGUGGCAAGGCUACACAGUACAGCCCCAGAGCUCGCAUUCGCUCUUGGCUGGGAUAUGAGCUACCUUUUGACCGCCAUGAUUGGAUUGUAGACCGCUGCGGGAAGGAAGUCCGUUAUGUCAUUGAUUAUUAUGAUGGUGGAGAAGUAGACAACCACUACCAGUUUGCCCUUCUUGAUGUCAGGCCAGCAAUGGACUCUGUUGAAAAUGUUUGGGACAGAAUGAAAGUCUUCUAUAUGAGAUAUCGCUAUGAACUACUUGGUGAUAAAGAUACUAAAUUGACUAACUAAACAUAUGAUAAGAGUAUUACUUCAAUACCAUUUACACUGUUAUUAUGUAUAUUAGAUCAAGUUUUGUUGAUCCUAUAUAAUAUUAUUUUUAAAUAUCAGUAAGAAAAUAAUGUUGUGUGGGGUUCUUCUGUCGGCAAUAGGUUGUCACUUUGGAUACUCUUUGUGAUCAUAUUCCUAAUAUGUAAAUUUUAAUCAUAAUUUAUUUCACCAUUAGUAGUUAAUGUUAUUUUAGUUUUAUUUUCAAAAUUUCUCAUGUCCCACCAACUUCAAGAAGUUUAGAAAUGUUUGAUUCCUAAAUGUAGACAAAAUUAUUUAAGAAUGCUACUGGAAGACAAAAUUAAAUUUGCAAAUAAAAUGUUGAAUCUGAUGUAUAUUUAACUAAGUACUUAAUAUACUAACUAUGAAUGUAGAAGUCGAUUAAAUAAAAUAUCUUCACUUCA